This is a messenger RNA of Tarenaya hassleriana, 1825 nucleotides long. RefSeq names its product calcium-dependent protein kinase 29. Gene Ontology annotation, biological process: peptidyl-serine phosphorylation; intracellular signal transduction; protein autophosphorylation. Lineage: Eukaryota; Viridiplantae; Streptophyta; Magnoliopsida; Brassicales; Cleomaceae. The transcript is spliced from 8 exons. Gene Ontology annotation, molecular function: calmodulin binding; calcium/calmodulin-dependent protein kinase activity; calcium-dependent protein serine/threonine kinase activity. Bases 106 to 1713 code for a protein of 535 amino acids. Gene Ontology annotation, cellular component: nucleus; cytoplasm. The record is from RefSeq and is a predicted model, not a curated record.
CAGAAACCUUCUUCCUCUGCUCUCUCACAUGUUCAAAAGCCUCCAUAGAUCACAACUUUGUAACGCCAAAAAAAAAAACUUUCAGAGAAGAAGAAGAAGAACAUCAUGGGAUUCUGCUUCUCCAAAUCACAAACCCAUGAAAUCCCAAUCUCUUCGUCUUCCGAUUCUACCCCUCGCCACCACUACCAACCUCUCCCUAAACGGACACGUCCUCAGGGGCAAAACAGUGAUUUCACCCCUCACCACCGUCCUCCUCCUCCUCCGAACCCAGCUCCUCCUCCGCAGCAGGCGACUUCCUCCGCCGCCUCAUCCCUAAUCGGCCCGAUUUUGGGCCGACCCAUGAUCGAAAUCUCCGCCCUUUACGAUCUCCACCGCGAACUAGGGCGCGGCCAGUUCGGGAUAACGUACCUCUGUACGGACAAAUCCAACGGCAGGGAAUACGCCUGCAAGUCGAUCUCGAAGCGUAAGCUUGUCCGGAACAAGGACAUUGAAGAUGUCAGACGCGAGGUCAUGAUUCUUCAGCACCUCACUGGUCAACCGAACAUUGUUGAGUUCCGAGGCGCUUAUGAAGACCGAAACAAUCUUCAUCUGGUGAUGGAGCUCUGUUCGGGUGGGGAGUUGUUCGAUCGGAUCAUCAAGAAGGGGAGUUACUCUGAGAAAGAGGCUGCCAAAAUUUUCAGACAGAUUGUCAAUGUUGUUCACGUCUGUCAUUUCAUGGGGGUUAUGCACAGAGAUUUGAAGCCCGAGAAUUUCUUGCUUGUUAGUAAGGAAGAUGACUCUCCGAUCAAAGCCACCGAUUUCGGGCUCUCUGUUUUCAUCGAAGACGGAAAGGUAUAUAAAGAUAUAGUCGGGAGUGCAUACUAUGUUGCACCAGAAGUUCUCCACCGAAACUAUGGAAAGGAGAUCGAUGUAUGGAGCGCCGGUGUCAUUUUAUACAUUCUUCUAAGCGGGGUUCCUCCGUUUUGGGGCGAGACGGAGAAGAGUAUAUUUGAAGCCAUCUUAGAAGGAAAACUGGAUCUGGAAAGCUCGCCAUGGCCUUCUAUAUCAGAAGAUGCUAAAGAUCUUAUAAGAAAGAUGUUGAAAAGAGAUCCUAAAAAACGUAUCACGGCGGCUGAAGCACUCGAACAUCCAUGGAUGAAAGCAGACAGCAAAAUUUCAGACAAACCCAUUGACAGUGCUGUCCUUAUUAGGAUGAAACAGUUCCGUGCGAUGAACAAGCUCAAGAAACUCGCCUUGAAGGUGAUUGCGGAAAAUUUAUCAGAAGAAGAGAUAAAGGGCUUGAAGCAGAUGUUCAAGAACAUGGAUACUGAUGGAAGUGGCACCAUCACUUUUGAUGAACUCAGAGAUGGUUUGCAUCGUCUUGGAUCGAAGCUCACAGAAGCCGAAAUCAGACAACUAAUGGACGCUGCUGAUGUUGACAAGAGCGGGACAAUUGAUUACAUCGAGUUCAUCACCGCAACUAUGCACCGCCAUAGACUCGAGAGAGAAGAAAAUUUGAUACAAGCUUUCCAUUUCUUUGACAAAGACGGAAGCGGAUUCAUUACAAGAGAUGAGCUUAAACAUGCCAUGACAGACUAUGGUAUGGGCGAUGAUGCGACCAUAGAUGAAGUCAUCGAUGAUGUUGAUACCGACAAGGAUGGGAGAAUAAACUAUGAAGAAUUUGUGGCAAUGAUGAGAAAGGGAACCACAGAACCAGAGGGGAAGCUGAGAUGAUCAUCCAUCAGAGAUCAUUGCUUUGAUUAUCAAGUGAAUAAAAUGAAUGAAUGAAUGAAUAAGUGAAUGAAAAAUAAAUCCUCCCUUUCUAUAUAUAUAUAUAUAUUUUUUC